This is a messenger RNA of Fragaria vesca subsp. vesca, 2620 nucleotides long. RefSeq lists its product as uncharacterized. The transcript has 2 exons. Lineage: Eukaryota; Viridiplantae; Streptophyta; Magnoliopsida; Rosales; Rosaceae. Bases 1 to 2295 code for a protein of 764 amino acids. The record is from RefSeq and is a predicted model, not a curated record. Gene Ontology annotation, cellular component: DSIF complex. Gene Ontology annotation, molecular function: mRNA binding; zinc ion binding. Gene Ontology annotation, biological process: transcription elongation by RNA polymerase II; regulation of transcription by RNA polymerase II; regulation of DNA-templated transcription elongation.
AUGGCUCCAAAUAACAACUCAACCUGGGGUGUUGCAGCAGCAGAAAACAAGGAUCAAGGUACUGGAUGGGGAAAAAGCGAAUCUUGGGGUGCGAAAGUUGGAGGUGACAGCAAUCUGUCGGAUACUUGGCAAAAAGCAUCAGAACCCGCCAGUUCAUCCUGGGGGGUUGCAGCAGCAGUAGAUAACAAGGAUGAAGGUACUGGUUGUGGAAAAAGCGACGCUUGGGGCGCUAAAGUUGGAGGUGACAGCACUUCGUCAGAUACUUGGCAAAAAGCAUCAGAACCUGCUAGUUCAUCCUGGGGUGUAGCAGCAGCAGCAGAUAACAAGGAUCAAGGUUCUGUUUGGGGCGGUAAUGAUAGUCAGAAACCAAAUGUUGCAGAUGAUAGUGGUGAUCGAGGUUCUGCUUGGAGUAAGCCAGCUGGAGGUUCUUGGAGUAAACAAACUGGAGGAUCCUCAUGGGGUAAGCAAGAGGGCUCAAGUAAUGGUGAUGUAGGGUGGAAAAGUUCAAUACCAUCAGUAGAGAAUCAGACUGGGAGCUGGGGUAAUGCAGGUGGCUGGGCAAAAGCUCAAGGCGGAUCUGGUAAUGAGAAUGAGAAAGACAGCUGGAAGAAGCCUAGUGGUGUAGAAGAUGGAGGUUCUAUCUGGAAUAAACAAGAUGGAGGUUCUACUUGGAAUAAUCCUGCUGGUGGUUCUUGGAGUAAAGGUGGGGAUCAAGGGUCUGCUGGUGGGUAUGGUGGCAAUGGUGGUGGUGGUAGAGGGAGUGGAGGUGGGAAUUGUUUUAAGUGUGGUGAGUCUGGACACAUGUCCAGGGACUGCCCUCAGGGAGGCGGUGGUGGUAGAGGGAGUGGAGGUGGAAACUGUUUCAAAUGUGGUGAGUCUGGCCACAUGUCGAGGGAGUGCCCUCAGGGUGGCGGCGGUGGUAGAGGGGGUGGAAGUGGGAAUUGUUUCAAGUGUGGUGAGUCGGGACACAUGUCCAGGGAGUGCCCUCAGGGCGGCGGUGGUGGUAGAGGGGGUGGAGGUGGAAAUUGUUUCAAGUGUGGUGAGUCAGGACACAUGUCCAGGGAGUGCCCUCAGGGCGGCGGUGGUGAUGGUGGAAGUGGCAGCGGUGGAGCAAAGCCCACUGAAUCAUGGAGUAAGAGUGCUUGGGGUACUGGAGAUGGUGGAAGUGGCAGCGGUGGAGCAAAGCCCACUGAAUCAUGGACUAAGAGUGCCUGGGGUUCUGGAGAUGGUGGAAGUGGCAGUGGUGGUAGAGGGGGGAAUUGUUACAAGUGUGGUGAAUCUGGUCACAUGUCUAGGGAGUGCCCUCAGGGCAGCGGUGGUGGUAGAGGGGGUGGAGGUGGUAAUUGUUUCAAGUGCGGUGAAUCUGGACAUAUGUCGAGGGAGUGUCCUCAGGGGGGCGGUGGUGGUAGAGGGGCUGGAGGUGGUAACUGUUUCAAGUGCGGUGAAUCUGGACAUAUGUCAAGGGAGUGUCCUCAGGGGGGCGGUGGUGGUAGAGGGGCUGGAGGUGGUAACUGUUUUAAGUGCGGUGAAUCUGGUCACAUGUCGAGGGAGUGCCCUCAGGGCGGUGGUGGUGGGGGUAGAGGGGCUGGAGGUGGGAACUGUUACAAAUGUGGUGAGUCUGGACACAUGUCUAGGGAGUGCCCUCAGGGCGGCAGUGGUAGAGGCGCUGGAAGCGGGAACUGUUUCAAGUGUGGUGAGUCUGGACACAUGGCUAGGGACUGCUCUCAGGGAGGUGGUAGCUAUGGUGGCUUCGGUGGUGGAGCGAAGCCCACCGAGUCAUGGAGCAAGAGUGCUUGGGGUAGUGGUGGAGAUGGUGGAAGUGGCAGUGGUGGAGCAAAGCCCACUGAAUCAUGGAGCAAGAGUGCCUGGGGUACUGGAGAUGGUGGAAGUGGCAUUUUGGGAGCAAAACCAGUAUCAAGCUCUUGGGGUGCCGCAGCAGAUGGCCGAAGUGGCGGAGCUACUGGUGAAGCAAAGCCUGGUGAUUCAUGGAGCAAGCCGUCAGCAAGUGCGUGGGGUAAGGGAGAUGGUGGAAGUGGCGGAGCUACUGGUGAGCCAAAGCCUGCUGAUUCAUGGAGCAAGCCAUCAGCAAGUGCCUGGGGUAAUGGAGAUGGUGCAAGCGGUGGAGCUAGUAGUGAAGCCAAGCCUGCUGAUUCAUGGACCAAACCAUCAGCUAGCGCCUGGGGUAAUGGAGAUGGUGGAAAUGUUGGAGCUAGUGAGGAAGCAAAGCCCGCUGAUGCAUGGAGCAAGCCGUCAUCAAGUGCUUGGGGAAGUGGAAGUGGCUCCGGAGGGUGGUGAUCACUCUUGGAAUCUCCCCAAAGUAAAAACCAAUGAACCGUUCAGCUCUGUAUUUAUUUCUUUUGCUCCAAGUCACAGAUAGCCCAUAAUCCGUGAAUCUGUUGACAGUAGUUAAUUUAUAUCUCGCGGCAUCUUUUUUGCGAAGAACUCUGAGCAUGACACAUGCUUCCGAGUCUUCUAACAUUAGGCACUGAGUCAGUGUAGAACUCUUCAGUUUAUGGAUGCUCAUUAAGUAAUCUAUUAUCUAUUCUGGGUUAAUGUACUGCUCUUUUGAGUUGUGUUACUCCUGUAUAUGAGUUUGCCCGGUGUUGUUGUUCUUUUUUUC